Molecule: messenger RNA, 2702 nt
Organism: Hevea brasiliensis (rubber tree)
Lineage: Eukaryota; Viridiplantae; Streptophyta; Magnoliopsida; Malpighiales; Euphorbiaceae
Product: G-type lectin S-receptor-like serine/threonine-protein kinase At1g11410
Exons: 6
Coding region: 41-2407 (788 amino acids)
Biological process (GO): protein phosphorylation; recognition of pollen
Molecular function (GO): ATP binding; protein serine/threonine kinase activity
Source: RefSeq, a predicted model, not a curated record
AAAAAUAUGUCUUCCGCUCCACGCACAUCCUGGAUUUGUCAUGAAUCAAGCAAAAGGGUCUCUCACCACAUCGCUUCUCUUCCUGUUUUUCCACUUCUGCAUAUCUAUUGACACUAUAACGCCAACCCAGUUCAUCAAAGAUGGUGAUAUUUUAGUCUCUAAAGGAGAACGUUUCGCACUUGGGUUCUUCAGCCCAGGCACUUCUACUCGUCGCUACGUCGGAAUUUGGUACAACAAAGUUUCAGAACAAACCGUUGUCUGGGUGGUAAAUAGAGAUAAUCCUAUCAAUGAUGCCUCUGGGAUACUCACUAUCAACAGUCAAGGUAACCUUGUCUUGUACGAGAAAAACCAAACUAUUCCUCUCUGGUCCACCAAUUUCUCUACAUCAACGAGUAAUUCCAUGGCUCAGCUCCAGGAUUCGGGAAAUCUUGUUUUGCUUCAGCGGGAUACUGAAAGGUUCUUAUGGCAAAGCUUUGAUUAUCCUACAGAUACCUUACUUCCUAACAUGAAGCUUGGAUUGAACAGAAGAACUGGCAAGAAUUGGGUUCUUACUUCUUGGAAAUCAAAAGAUGACCCCGGAACAGGUGACAUUGUCUACAGAAUCGAUCCAAGUGGGGUGCCUCAGUUGUUUCUAUAUAAGGGUUCUGUUCGGUGGUGGCGAGGCGGACCAUGGACAGGAGAAAGAUGGAGCGGGGUACCCGAGAUGACACGUAAUUACAUCUUUAAUGUCAGUUUUGUGAACAAUAAGGAUGAGGUAUCCAUCGCGUAUGGUUUGACUAAUCCCUCAAUCGUCUCAAGAAUGAUGGUCAAUGAGUCAGGAAACGUGCAACGGGCCACGUGGAAUCAAAGAGACCAUAGGUGGAUCGGGUUUUGGUCCGCCCCGAAAGAACAAUGUGAUAACUAUGGCGAAUGUGGUGCAAAUAGUAAUUGCGAUCCAUAUGAUUCUGAUAGUUUCAUAUGCAAAUGUUUGCCAGGAUUCGAACCAAAGUCACCAAGGGAUUGGUACCUGAGAGAUGGCUCAGGUGGUUGUAUCAGGAAAGCCGGCGUGUCAACGUGUCAAAGUGGGGAAGGGUUCGUGAAGAUGGAACGCGUGAGAGUUCCAGACACUACAAAGGCACAAGCGGACAUGAACUUGAGCUUGAAGGUAUGUGAGCAAGAGUGCUUGAAGAAUUGUUCCUGCACGGCUUACACAAGUGCAGAUGAGAGAGGGUUUGGGUGUAUGAGAUGGUAUGGAGAUUUGGUUGAUACAAGAACCUAUUCCAGUGUGGGACAGGACAUAUAUGUACGUGUGGACGCAGCUGAGUUAGCUAGAGACAGACGCAGCAAAUCUUUGUUUAAUUUCACCACAAGUGCAACAUACUUGGAAGAUUCUCAUAGUGGAAAGGGGAGUGAUGAAGUUGGAAUUUCAGAUUUACCAUGCUUUGAUCUCAGCACCAUAGCUGCAGCUACUGAUAAUUUCUCAGAUGCUAACAAGCUUGGAGAGGGUGGUUUUGGCUCCGUUUAUAAGGGUCUGCUAUAUGGUGAAAAGGAAAUAGCAGUUAAAAGACUGUCAAAGUAUUCUGGACAAGGGAACGAAGAGUUUAAGAACGAAGUUACUUUAAUCGCAAAACUCCAACACAGGAAUCUUGUAAGAGUCUUAGGUUAUUGCAUCCAAGAACGAGAGAAGAUGUUAAUCUAUGAAUUCCUGCCAAACAAAAGCUUGGACUCUUUUAUUUUUGAUGAAAAUAAAAGAUCACUGUUAGAUUGGCCAACGCGUCAUAACAUUAUUUGUGGGAUUGGUAGAGGGAUUUUAUAUCUUCAUCAAGACUCGAGAUUAAGAAUCAUUCAUAGAGAUCUCAAGGCAAGUAAUGUUCUGCUAGAUGCAUCAAUGAAUCCAAAAAUAUCAGAUUUUGGCAUGGCCAGAAUAUUCGGAGGUGAUCAAGUUGAAGCAAACACAAAUCGUGUUGUUGGAACGUAUGGUUACAUGUCACCAGAAUAUGCAAUGCAAGGCCUAUUUUCAAUAAAAUCUGAUGUAUAUAGUUUCGGGGUUCUAUUGCUAGAGAUAAUCACUGGCAGAAAAAACAGCAGCUAUUAUGAUGAGAGUACUUCUUCAAAUUUGGUUGGAUAUGUUUGGGACCUAUGGAGAGAAGGCAGGUCCUUGGAAAUGGUUGAUUUAUCGCUGGGUGAUUCAUACCCUGAAAGUGAAGUAUUGCAAUGCAUCCAAAUCGGGCUAUUGUGUGUGCAAGAAUCUGCAGUGGAUCGGCCUACAAUGUCGUCUGUUGUUUUCAUGUUGAGUAAUGAUACAAUUCUUCCAUCUCCAAAACAACCUGCAUUCAUUAUGAAGAGAACUUACAAUAGUGGAGAUCCAUCAACCAGUGGAGCUAAUUCUGUAAAUGAAGUCACUGUCACUAUGCUUGAACCUCGCUAGCUAGACUCGUCCCCUCUGAGUUGUUCUACACUCUCCCAUAUAUUGUAUAUUGUAUGUUCCUAGAAUUAGGUAUUUAUAUGCUAAAGGGUGGUCGAGCCAGAAAUUUAAGUUAGGUGGCGAAGAUUUUGUAAAAUGUUUUACUCUCUUUUUGAUUCAUCCUACCUUAGUUUCCCAUAUACCGUGCUUCUACAUGUUUCUUAUAUUGUUUAACUGAAGUUCUAUCAUGUAUGACAAUUUUUAAUUGUACAAAAAUAUUAUAUAAAAAUAGAUGUGCCUUUGGAUUGUUUUAUUAUUA